UGAGCGAGCGAACCAGCUGCGAGAAAUUCAAAGAAGAUAAAGACUAGAAAGAGGAACAUAGGGAGGGAAGGAAGGUUCGAGUUUUUUGAGUGCUGUUGUUGCUGCUUGGACAAGAAAUCCUCCGAGUCAACUCGGACGAGUUGCCUCAUCCUGGGACUCGGUCCCCUUGGUUUACACCCACCCCAUUUUUUUUUCCGACCAAGGGUUUUGUUUUCUCAUCCCGUUAAGAUCUCGCUUAGAUUGCAGCGAGUUCGAAUUCGAAGCUCAGCUCAAUCAGCGCUGUUCGAUUUCAUUCCCUUGUUUGAAGAUUUUGUUGUUUUGCCAUCUGGGCAUGAUGGCGUUUUUGAUGUAGCAUAUCCCUAGUUUCCUGAUUGAUUAAUGAUCGUUGGGGUGGAAUACAUUGGUCUUGCACAAUCACCACUCGCUGUGGAGUUUGUUGGCAACUACUGGGGAGGGAAGAAGAAGAAGCUUUCUUCCGUUGCUGCCUCUGUUGCCCUUUCAUGUCUCGGAAAUUAGACAGUCCUGUUCAGACCCAGAUGGCUGUGGCAUUGAUAAGGGCCCCCCUUGGCAAGGAGUACCAUGGGAACCAGAGCAUGGGAGGGAGACAAUCUACGGGGAGGAGACGUGUCUUUGUGCAAACCGAAAAGGGGUGUGUACUGGGCAUGGACUUGGAUCGUUCUGAUAAUGCACAUACUGUGAAGAGGAGGUUGCAUCUUGCACUCAAUGUCCCCAUAGAAGAGAGUUCACUAACUUUUGGGGAUAUUGUCUUGAAGAAUGACCUUAGUGCCGUUAGGAAUGAUUCCCCCCUUCUCCUCACAAGGAAUCUUUUGCACAGAAGCUCAUCCACUCCUUGCCUGUCCCCCACCGGAAGGGAUAUGCAGCAAAGGGACAAGAGUGGUCCUAUUGAGAUCUUAGGGCAAUCGAGUUGCCUUGAUAGAGUGAAACAUAUGGUCAAGGACAUUAUGAAGGCAAUUAAGAAGGGGAUAGAUCCGGUUCCUGUUCAUAGUGGGCUUGGUGGUGCAUACUAUUUCCGGAAUAGCAAGGGUGAUAGUGUUGCUAUUGUGAAACCAACAGAUGAGGAGCCUUUUGCCCCAAACAACCCGAAAGGCUUUGUUGGUAAAGCUCUUGGACAACCAGGAUUGAAACGUUCGGUUCGGGUAGGGGAGACAGGGUUCAGGGAAGUUGCAGCUUAUCUUCUUGACUAUGAUCAAUUUGCAAAUGUGCCUCCUACUGCCUUGGUUAAGAUUACUCACUCGAUCUUCAAUGUCAAUGAUGGGGUCAGUGGUAACAAUUUCUCGAGGAAGAGGCUGGUUAGCAAGAUUGCAUCUUUACAGCAGUUCAUUCCUCAUGAUUUUGAUGCCAGUGAUCAUGGGACAUCUAGCUUCCCAGUUGCUUCUGUGCAUCGGAUAGGGAUAUUAGACAUUAGGAUCCUUAACACAGAUAGGCAUGCUGGGAACUUGUUAGUUAGAAAACUUGAUGAUGGCAUUGGGACUUUUGGUCAGGUGGAGUUAAUUCCUAUUGAUCAUGGGCUUUGCCUGCCAGAAACUUUGGAGGAUCCCUACUUCGAGUGGAUUCAUUGGCCUCAGGCUUCAAUUCCAUUUUCUGAGGAUGAGCUUGCCUACAUUCGUAAUCUUGACCCUGCUCGAGAUUGUGAGAUGCUCAGAAUGGAGCUGCCCAUGAUUCGAGAGGCUUGUCUGAGAGUCUUGGUACUCUGCACCAUUUUCCUCAAGGAGGCUGCUGCUUUUGGUCUAUGUCUUGCUGAAAUUGGUGAGAUGAUGACUAGGGAGUUCCGUGGUGGUGAGGAGGAACCCAGUGAACUUGAGGUUGUUUGUUUGGAGGCUAGGAAGAUGUUGGUAGAGAGGGAGGAACUGUCUCCUAAAAUCGAGUUGGGAGAUGAUGAAGUCCUGUUUGAUAUAGAUUACGAUGAAGUUGGAUCGGAUAUCACUCCAAAGAUGGCUAUGGAUGAUCCUCUAACCCGAGCACCUUUUCAGCCUGCACUUGGGAAUGGGCAUUCUCGCAGCCCUCUUUCCAAAUUGGAUGAGUGCAGUGAGGAGGAAGAGGGAGAAACUGAUGGAGAAUCUCCUCAGGGAUUUGUUACUUUUUCUGGACAAGAAAAAAUUCUAACUAUUUCAGAUCUUUCUGUGUCUUUGAAAGAUACCGUGUUAGACGAGAAAAACCAGUAUCACCGGAAAUAUUCAGGAGGAAAAGCGGACAAUGGCUAUUUUGUAAAUUCAUCGUCUGGUCAUAGGAGUGCCAAUGAUCAGCUUCCUGCAAGCAUAAGUUUUGUGAGGCUCGCAGAUAUGACUGAAGAUGAAUGGACAUUGUUUCUGGAGAAGUUUCGAGAGCUGCUGUAUCCGGCAUUUGCCAAGAGGAAAUCCAUAACCUUAGGUCAGAGGCAGAGACAGAGGCUUGGUACUUCGUGCCAGUUUUGAAGUUGAGCAAUACAGAUGACUAUAGGAUGAAGAAUAAGGCUUUAUAGGUUUCGGGGAAUGAAGGAUUGUUAGGAUAGUUCUGGUUUAUGAGAUUUGUAUGAGUGCUUUAGUUGGGAGCGAGGGUUGGAAGAACUGUUGUAAAUAUGCUUGACGUAAGUGGUGAUUUGAUUAGAUGUCUGUAUUUUGAUAUUUUGAUUUCAUUUCCUUUUUUUCCCCUUUCUCUUUUUCAUUCCUCUUCUCUUUGACUUGUCUUAUAAAUAAUUUGUAGGAUAAAAUUGUGAAAUGAAAAUUUUGUAUAUGAUGAAUGACGUGUACCUUCUUUUUUCCUUAUUUUGAUUCCGCACGAGUUUAUUUUCUGGGAAACCCCAUAGCUCUCUGGCUGGAAUGCCAAUUCAAGUUAUUACAUUUCUUUCUGCACUCUGAAUUACUUUGAAGGAUUGUUUAAUUACCGAUGGGUUGCGAGUUGGGAAGGAUAUCUCUAUGGUUUCGAGCUUCUGGGUUUCGCAAAAUCAGCUUGCUCUACUGUUAAU
This is a messenger RNA of Gastrolobium bilobum, 2962 nucleotides long. RefSeq names its product phosphatidylinositol 4-kinase gamma 5-like. The transcript has 2 exons. Bases 501 to 2432 code for a protein of 643 amino acids. NCBI's taxonomy places the organism in Eukaryota, Viridiplantae, Streptophyta, Magnoliopsida, Fabales, Fabaceae. The record is from RefSeq and is a predicted model, not a curated record.